AUGAGUUCUUCAAGUACAGAGUCCUUUGAAGUUGAAAUCUCAACCUUAUAUGACUAUUACGAUAAUUAUAACGAUGCUCCAAAACCAUGCAGUAAGGAAAGUGUCAAGAGGUUUGCAGCCUCCUUCCUACCCGUUCUGUAUACCCUAGUAUUCCUGGUCGGGCUCAUGGGAAACAUUCUGGUCAUUGUGGUCCUCUUCAAAUACAAGAGGCUGAAGAGCAUGACUGACGUGUACCUACUAAACCUCGCCAUCUCAGAUUUGCUCUUCGUUUUAUCCUUGCCAUUCUGGUCUUAUUUCACAGUAGACCAAUGGGUUUUUGGAACUCCCUUGUGUAAAAUCAUUUCAUGGAUCUACCUGGUUGGGUUUUACAGUGGGAUAUUUUUUAUUAUGCUUAUGAGCAUAGACAGAUACCUGGCAAUUGUUCGUGCAGUGUUUUCCUUGAAAGCAAGGACUGCCUUCCAUGGCUUGAUUACUAGCCUUGUUGUAUGGCUAGUAGCUCUUUCAGCCUCCGUUCCAGAACUCGUAUUUAGAGAAUCUUUUAACGAACAUAAUUAUACUACCUGCAAGCCGAGAUAUCCAGGCAAUUUCACGACAUGGAAACUUUUUUUCACUUUGGAAAUCAACAUUUUAGGGCUCCUAAUCCCUUUUAUAGUUAUGACAUUUUGCUACUCCAUGAUCAUUAAAACGUUAGUUCACUGUAGAAACGAGAAAAAGAAUAAGGCUGUGAGGAUGAUCUUUGCUGUCAUGAUCGUGUUCUUCUUCUUUUGGACCCCUUACAACAUUGUUAUUUUCUUACAACUGCUGGAAAUUACAGGAGUCAUUAAGGACUGUCAAGUGAGCAGGAAUCUGGACUAUGCUUUCCAGGUAACGGAAAUCCUUGGCCUUUUUCACUGUUGCCUCAAUCCAGUCAUCUACUUCUUCAUGGGGGAAAAAUUUAAGAAGUACCUGAAGAUGCUCUUUAAGAACUGGCGGUUACCUGGAGAUAUUUGCAAGUGGUGUGGAGUUCACAUCACUUACCACACUGAAUCUACCAGUUCAUUCCACACACAAUCCACGGGGGAUCAAGACGCUCUGUAA
Molecule: messenger RNA, 1077 nt
Organism: Gavia stellata (red-throated loon)
Lineage: Eukaryota; Metazoa; Chordata; Aves; Gaviiformes; Gaviidae
Gene: CCR4
Product: C-C motif chemokine receptor 4
Exons: 1
Coding region: 1-1077 (358 amino acids)
Biological process (GO): immune response; chemotaxis; inflammatory response
Cellular component (GO): membrane
Molecular function (GO): C-C chemokine receptor activity
Source: RefSeq, a predicted model, not a curated record